AUGAAGCUAGAGCGGUUGGGGUCCAAAAUUCCACCCCUGACCGGGAAAGCCAAAUCGAGCAAAUGGUCCAAGAGAUCAAGGGGGAAGAGCAGUGAUGAACGAAAGCCCUUCAAGCCUCCAUUUGAGAUGACAGAGAGGAAAACGAAAACAAUCAACGUUAAAUACAAAGAGUGCAUGUGUAACCAUGCAACUCAACUUGGUGUCAAUGUUGUCGAUGGUUGCGGCGAGUUUGCCCCGAAAGGAAGGUCCGAAACGAGACGUAUUGUUGAUCUUGAUUGUGAAGCCUGUGGUUGUCAUAGGCAUUUUCAUCGCAAAGAGGUGACCAGGAAAAUUAGCCUAACGUUUAUUGAAAAGGAAGAAGCUAAUUUAUUUCGUUUUCAUCCACGACCUCCUUAA
Molecule: messenger RNA, 396 nt
Organism: Durio zibethinus
Lineage: Eukaryota; Viridiplantae; Streptophyta; Magnoliopsida; Malvales; Malvaceae
Source: RefSeq, a predicted model, not a curated record